UGAGGAGUGAUGCUUCACCAAGAGCGAGUAGUCGCCAUUAUUCACCGACAUCGAUCAACGAACGUCUGAUCAAGAUAGGUCUGAUCAAAUCUAGAACAUGUUAAGUUUCCUAUCCCCCGGUUUUUAUACGCCUCCAAAUACGCCCGUGGAUAAGGACAAACGGAUCGACCCUGGUCCAUUGGAUCUCUCUCGUUUGAACAAGUCCCUCUCGGACAUCGUGAAUGACAAGAUAAAAGAGGCAAAGGCACGACCUCUUUCCACUGCAUCUUCUCACGUCAUGGACCCGUUCAAUCCCGUCGAGGAUGUCGGGCACCGAACGGAUGUCCUCGAUAUGAACUCUAACUAUUUAAACACCCCUCCAGAGAACCCCAAACAACGAUCGGAUAUUCAAGAGGCCCGCAAGAGAUUGCCCAUCUACCAGUUCCGUAGUCAAUUCUUGAAUGCAGUCAGGAACCAUCAGGUGGUUGUGGUGGUUGGCGAGACAGGGUCUGGCAAGAGCACCCAAAUGCCUCAAUAUCUCUUGGAAUCUGGAUUUCUACGAGGAAAGAUUGCGGUGACGCAGCCUCGAAGGGUUGCUGCCGUAUCGGUUUCCAAGCGGGUGGCAAAAGAGAUGGAAUGUCGACUGGGUGAUCAAGUGGGUUAUUCCAUUCGCUUCGAGGACGUGUCGAGUCCUCAAACUGUUAUCAAAUAUAUCACGGAUGGUCUUCUUUUGAUGGACUGCCUCAAAGAUCCCACCUUCUCGAGUUAUGAGUGUGUGAUUCUCGACGAGGCCCACGAAAGGACGCUCCACACCGACGUACUUUUGGGUCUCAUCAAGAAGGCCUUAAAACACCGUCCGGAAUUGAAGGUCAUAAUCACCUCAGCCACGUUGGAUAUCAGAAAGUUUGCUGAUUACUUUCAAGCCCCUAUGAUCAAAAUCCCAGGAGAGAUGUUUCCUGUGGCCGUCGAGUAUCUACCAGUGGAUCACUUGACAAAGAACCGACCCCUGUGGAUCAAGGCUGCAAAUCCCACACUGUAUUUAUCCGAAGUGAUUCUCAAGGUUAUGGAGAUCCAUCAGAAUUGCCCUUUGCCUGGCGACAUUCUGGUAUUCGUGCCAGGUAAAGAAGAUGUCGAGCAAGUUUGUUACGUUUUGUCCCAAAUCUUGAAACAAGAGACAGUGAUUCUCUUCCCCGUCUACGCGGCAUUGCCUUUUGAAGUCCAAUGUAGUAUUUUUGCUCCUGCCAAGUCCCACGUCCGCAAGAUCGUUGUCUCCACUAACAUCGCCGAGACCUCUCUCACCAUCGAUGGAAUCGUGUUCGUGGUCGACUCGGGACUAUUCAAGGAAAGUGUCUUUGACAAUGGAAUUGAGUCCUUGAAGACCACCAUGAUAUCUAAGGCCCAGGCCGAACAACGUGGAGGACGAGCUGGGCGAACAGCUCCCGGAAUCUGCUACCGAAUGUACACCAAAGGCGAUUUCGAAACCCUGAACUUGGCCGCUACACCCGCCAUACACAGGAUCGACUUCAUUGCCACCGCCCUUCAAUUGAAAGCAAUGGGCAUUCACGACAUUUGCGGUUUUGGAUUCAUGGAUUCGCCCAAACCUGGCCGAGUCAAACAUGCCCUUUUUCGCCUUCGUGAUCUUGGCGCACUGGACCGAGGAUUUUUCGUCACUGAACUGGGAUUCAAGAUGUCAGUGUUCCCGUUGUCCCCUAAUCUCUCAAAGGUUCUUUUAACCGCUGCGGAUAUGGGCUGCUCCGACGAGGUUAUGACGAUAGUUUCGAUGCUGUCCGUGAAUCAUCACAUCUUCGUGAGACCGCCAAGAUUCCAAAAGGAGGCAGACGCUUGCAAAACCUGUUUUAACGACUUCAAGGGAGACCACAUUACCCUUCUGAAUGUUUUUGCCGCCUGGAUUCAAAAUGAACAGUCCGAGGAAUGGUCCAAAGAGAACUAUGUGAACCAAAAGGAACUGGAACGGGCCCUCGAUAUUCGCUCCCAGCUCACAACCAUUAUGAAUGGGCGCAAUAUCCCGAUCCUAAGUUGCGGUGGCAGACGCCUUCACCACAUUCGUAUGGUCCUCUCCACUGGAUUGCCAAACAACAUGGCUUACAGAGACCACAUGUCCCAUAGUAAAGGGGUCUAUAGAACCAUGUCGGGCAAUAAUGUGGUCUUCAUUCACCCCUCAAGUGCAUUGUUCAAGCGAAACCCGGAACUUGUAAUCUUCCACGAGACCGUCACUACCAGCAGAACAUUUAUGAGGAUCGUUUCUGUUUGCGAGAGGUCAUGGUUGUCACAAAGUCAACGUCGAGUGAUCAUUCAAUUCUAAUCAGAGGAGAGCACCAAUGAUUAUCCCGUCAAUAUUAUGCAAUGAUUGAGAUUAUGGGGAACAAGAUAUGAAGAUGAUGAAGAUAAUAAAAGUGACCGAUCAAUGCAGGUUAGAAAAAUUGAA
Tigriopus californicus is the source of this 2425-nucleotide messenger RNA. Its product is annotated as ATP-dependent RNA helicase dhx8-like. Gene Ontology annotation, molecular function: RNA binding; ATP binding. The record is from RefSeq and is a predicted model, not a curated record. The transcript is spliced from 4 exons. NCBI's taxonomy places the organism in Eukaryota, Metazoa, Arthropoda, Copepoda, Harpacticoida, Harpacticidae. Bases 98 to 2302 code for a protein of 734 amino acids. Gene Ontology annotation, cellular component: intracellular anatomical structure.